Molecule: messenger RNA, 1744 nt
Organism: Acomys russatus (golden spiny mouse)
Lineage: Eukaryota; Metazoa; Chordata; Mammalia; Rodentia; Muridae
Gene: Gsg1l
Product: GSG1 like
Exons: 7
Coding region: 96-1067 (323 amino acids)
Cellular component (GO): plasma membrane
Source: RefSeq, a predicted model, not a curated record
CGUCAUCGCCGACCGCAGGCACCCGAGCCCCGGGGCGGGCGCUGACGCGGGCGCCGCUGCCAACUUCGCGCGGAACUGCGGGAGGCGCGGGCGGCAUGAAGACGAGCCGCCGCGGCCGAGCGCUCCUGGCCGUGGCCUUGAACCUGCUGGCGCUGCUCUUCGCCACCACCGCCUUCCUCACCACGUACUGGUGCCAGGGCACGCAGCGGGUACCCAAGGCGGGCUGCGGCCAGGGCGGCGGCGCCAACUGCCCCAACUCGGGCACCAACGCCACGGCCAACAGCACAGCCGCCCCCGCCGCCGCCGCGAGCCCGGCCGGCGCGCCCUACAGCUGGGAGGCGGGAGACGAGCGCUUCCAGCUGCGCCGCUUCCACACUGGCAUCUGGUACUCGUGCGAGGAACAGCUUGGUGGCCCGGGUGAGAAAUGCCGCAGCUUCAUUGACCUGGCCCCGGCUUCAGAGAAAGGGGUGCUGUGGCUGUCGGUGGUCUCCGAGGUGCUCUACAUCCUCCUGCUGGUUGUCGGCUUCAGCCUCAUGUGUCUUGAGCUUCUGCACUCCAGCAGCGUCAUAGACGGGCUCAAGCUCAACGCCUUUGCUGCGGUCUUCACGGUGCUCUCAGGUCUCCUGGGAAUGGUUGCACACAUGAUGUACACACAGGUGUUCCAGGUCACCGUGAGCCUUGGCCCUGAAGACUGGAGACCUCAUUCCUGGGACUAUGGGUGGUCCUUCUGCUUGGCCUGGGGUUCAUUUACCUGCUGUAUGGCGGCGUCCGUCACUACGCUCAACUCCUACACCAAGACAGUCAUUGAGUUCCGGCACAAACGCAAGGUCUUUGAGCAGGGCUACGGGGAGGAGCCGACCUUCAUAGAUCCUGAGGCCAUCAAAUACUUCCGGGAGAGGAUUGAGAAGGGGGAUGUGAGUGAAGAGGAAGACUUCCGCCUCGCCUGCCGCCACGAGAGAUACCCCACCCGGCACCAGCCACACAUGGGAGACUCCUGGCCAAGGAGCUCAGCUCAUGAGGCAGCAGAGCUAAACCGUCAGUGUUGGGUCUUGGGGCACUGGGUGUGAUGUGACCCAAGCCAGCCCCUGUCUUCCUGCCAUCACUGGCACGCCCCUCCCACAGGACAUGGAAGCCUGGUCUCUGUGCUGUGGACUCAGCUCUCCUGUCAAGGAGACAUCAGGCCUAGACUGCCACUGCUGCCUGGGUCUUGAGGCCCCAGAGGUGGGUCAGAAGGGCCUGAGGGACUAUCCAGGCAUCACAGAGACUUGGAGACAGCAGUCAUCACCACACUUAGAGCCACGCCCAGCUGAGAAGCCAGGAAGAACGUGGGCAUCGACCACUGAAUGCUGGACACCCACAGCCAGCCACAAAACCAAGCAGAUGCCCAGAGGGGCAGGGUCCUGUGGGGACAUGGAAUGGGGGCUUAUUGAAGGAGAGGCAGUAGCUGCCUUUACAGAGGCUACACAGCAGGCACACAGCAGGGGCUCAAUAAAUGCUUCUUGAAUCUGUUCUCUUGCUAUGUAUGGGCUGCCUUCCCCAUCAUCACCCUGCCCUGGAGGUGUGAGCCUAGGCACUGAGGUCAGGGCCAAACGUUUUGGAUGAGCUAGAGUCCAGCCCAGCCUGGGGAAGGUCAAGAUGGAGAUAGGUGGGCAGAGCAGCCUGGGUCCUGAGCAUAGCAUCAGGGGCAGGUCAGGAACUAGGAGAAGCAUGUGUGUCCAGGAACUUCAGCAAUGAGACACCACCC